Messenger RNA from Amoebophrya sp. A120, 791 nucleotides. The record is from the annotation of a GenBank genome assembly. Lineage: Eukaryota; Dinophyceae; Syndiniales; Amoebophryaceae.
AUGGAUGACGAGGAUCAAGUACUAUGUGAUUUGUUUUACCUCCUUCUCCGCACGAAUGCGUUUUUCUUUUGACGACUUUGAUUUGGCUGCAUGACAAAAAUGUUCCUGAAAACGAAAACCGACAAUACAAAACAAAAAAACACAACAGAAUGAGUUCGUGACGGAGCAGGUCCAAGAGAUCGCCAAGCACGCAAUCCAUCAGACACUGGGGAACAGUGUGUACAACAAGGAAAAGGUCAAUGGGUGGUGUGGGCAGAUCGUGGAUGCCUGCCUCAAGGAGCUUGCAAAGCUCAACAAGCCCUUCAAAUAUGUCGGUAUAGAAAUAUAGAUUUGUGAUGUGUUUUUGCACGCGGCACUUGUCCUCGUCGCGAAAAAUUAUGAAUAUCGCGAUACAUUGUUGAUAUCGAACACGAAAACAAGAGACGAUGAAACCACAUUGAUCAUCACGUUUACAACUACAGUUACGUGCGUCAUAAUGCAGAAAAACGGGUCACCGUUGCAUACAGCCGCAACGGCAUUCUGGGACACGAAGACCGAUGGUAUCAAGUUGGAAGUUGGAAUACUCUUUGCUAAAUCUAAUAUUCUCAGGCAGUGCUGCGAAUGUGAUGCAGACUGCUGUGGUAACUCGCAUGAUGCGAACUAAUGUACUGUAUGACAUCAGAGACGUCGUCUUCUGUACGCAAUUAUAGCUACGGUGAUUUCCAAAAUUAAAAAAAUCAGGUCUCUGUUGCAUGCAGGUCGGGAAUGAUACGUUGGAUUGCAUCACAACGAUCUACGCGUGCAUGAUCUGA